This is a messenger RNA of Clarias gariepinus (North African catfish), 4238 nucleotides long. RefSeq names its product integrin, alpha 3b (gene itga3b). Gene Ontology annotation, molecular function: integrin binding. The coding region runs from base 82 to 3261 and encodes 1059 amino acids. The transcript has 25 exons. Gene Ontology annotation, cellular component: integrin complex; external side of plasma membrane. NCBI's taxonomy places the organism in Eukaryota, Metazoa, Chordata, Actinopteri, Siluriformes, Clariidae. The record is from RefSeq and is a predicted model, not a curated record. Gene Ontology annotation, biological process: leukocyte migration; cell-matrix adhesion; cell-cell adhesion.
UGUGUGUGUGUGUGUGUGUGUGAAGUGAAACUCAGGUCUUGUUCAGAGUGAGACUGAGGGAGGACAGAAGGAGACUUAAACAUGGCUCCCGGCUCCCCGCUGCACUUCUGCCUGUGUGUGAUCCUCACCGCGCAGACCUGCUGUGGAUUUAACCUGGACCUCCGCUUCCCCGUCAUAAAGGAAGGAAGAACCAAAGGCAGCUUGUUCGGGUUCUCUGUAGCGCAGCACCGGCUGACGCAGAAGCCCAGGAAGUACCUACUCCUGGCAGGUGCACCCAAAGAUAAAGCCUUAUCAAAGCUCAAGGUAAAUGAGACCGGAGCCAUCUACUCAUGCCCCAUCACCACAGACCCAGCGGACUGCACCCGAGUCGACUUCAUCACCUCAACGGAUUCAUCCGAGAUGAUAGAAGGCAUGUGGCUUGGAGUGACCGUAGCCAGUCAACGAGAGCAUCCUGGUGGACGAGUAUUGGCAUGUGGCCACCGCUAUGUGAAGAUAGUGCAGGGCGGAGGAGAGGAACAGCGGCGGAUGGUGGGCAAAUGCUUCGUCCGGGGUAACGACCUGAGCUUUGACCGCGAGGACUUGUGGCAGGACCACUCGUAUGAAGUGUGCAACCCCAACACAGACAUGGACAUGGAAGGCAUGUGCAGCAUGGGCAUUUCUGCAGGCAUGACGGACAGCGAUGUCUACAUCGGCUGCACGGGGAGCUUCGAAUGGCAGGGCAAUGUGCAUGUUACCUGGAGAGACACCAGCCCAGGGAACUCCUGGGAUUACAGUGAAAAAGGCUUUGAAUUUUUGAACAAGCGCAACAGCUACAUGGGCUAUUCUGUAACAGAAGAAAUGAAGUUGUUGAGCAGAAAAGAGUACACGGUGGUUACAGGGGCGCCAAGAGAUGACUCCAGGGGUUCAGUGACGCUGGCUGUGAAAAGGUCGUUAAAGCUCGAGCCUGUGAUUGUGAUCCCAGGAGAGCAAGUGGGCUCUUACUUUGGGAGCAGUAUAGCAGUGGCGGAUCUCAACAAUGACGAUUGGAAUGACCUGAUAGUGGGAGCGCCGUUCUAUUUCGACCGCUACAAAGAGCACGGCGGAGCGGUGUACAUUUUCAUGAACGAAAACGGAUCUUUCCAGAACAAGUCCAGCAUCAUCCUGAACGGUGAAAAGGGUUCUGCGUUCGGAUUCGCUGUGGCAGCUAUAGGAGAUAUAAAUCAGGAUGGAUUCCAAGAUUUUGCAGUUGGCGCACCGUUCCAUGAUUCAGGAAAAGUCUAUAUAUGGACAGGGAGCAAGGAGGGAAUAACGACUGUUCCCAGUCAGGUUAUUGAAGGGAAGUCUUUGGGAUCUGGUGGAUUCCAGACGUUCGGCUAUUCCCUCAGCGGAGGCAUGGACAUGGACGGCAACAAAUAUCCUGACAUCCUAGUCGGCUCUCUCGAUGACCGUAUAGCACUGUUGAGGGCGCGUCCAGUUAUCCAUUUAUCCAAAAACUUCACAGUAGAGCCAAAGAUUGUGGAUCCCAACCAGUGCAUGGACCCUUGUAUAACAGCGAAGAUGUGUUUCACUUAUACGAUGAGCAAUGGAAACCGUAACUUUAAAAAGGACAUUACUGUUAAGUACACUGUAGAGGCAGACCGCAACCGGCGAAGCCCAAGAGUGCAGUUCAUCAAUGGCAAAAGCACAUACACAGGCCUGUUGUCCUUCUCAUCUCCAACCUGCCAGGAGCUAAAGCUUCGAGUAAAUGAGCAGGUAUCAAAUAAACUGGAGCCGAUUGUGUUCCUCCUGAAUGUUUCUCUGAGCGACGCUGAGGUGGAGCCCCAGCAGACGCUACAGGACCUCGAUGCAUUCCCCAUGCUCAGUGGCCAACAACAGCUGACGGAGAAAACCGAGAUUAACUUCCAGAAGGAGUGUGGCUCCGAUAACAAAUGCAGCAGCAAUCUGCAGGUGAAGGCUCAGUUUGCCAGUGAGCAGCAAAGUGUGUUCCCCAGCGUGGAUGAUAGACAGACGAUGGAAUAUAACAGCAGUGUGAAGAAGCUGGUGCUGUUAGUGGAGGUGAGCAACGUGCCUGGGAACAACAAGCCAGCCGAGGACGCACAUCAGGCCAUGCUCAACAUCACCGUUCCCCCUACACUCACCUACUCUGGCUUUCGUUCCAAGGAAAUCGAGUGUAAUGCUAACAAGACUGUACUGUGUGAUCUUGGAAAUCCAUUUAAGGGCAACAGAAAGAUUUCCUUUCAAAUUAUAUUCGAGACUUAUAUUACACUGUACACAGAUCAGAUCGUGCUGCAGCUGCAGCUGUCUACUCUUAGUGAACAGACCGAUCUCUUUCCUGUCCCAGUCACCCUGAAUGUGGAGAACACAAUCCUCACCUCUUUCUCUAUAGAGAACUCAGUGGUGAACACUUACUUUAGUGGUGAAGUGGUGGGCGAGUCCGGCAUGAACAGCACAAGUGACAUCGGCAGUCUAGUGGAGUACGUCUUCCAGGUGAACGUGGUGGGAGAACCAUUAGGAAUGUUAGGAACUCUGGUGAUGGAUUUCCAAUGGCCGUUUGAAGUGACAAACGGUAAAUGGCUGCUGUAUCUGACAGAGAUCUUAACCGGUGGGACGUCUGAGUCGCACUGCGUUCCUCCCGGACAAAUUGUAAAUCAUCUGAACUUAACACUGGCAAAAAAGAGUCCGAAACGGCCUAAGCGACACUUGGACAACAGCCUGCCCCUCACUGAAGCAGCUGUAACCCUUCUCACUCCACGCAAAGAGACCUACCUGAUGGACUGUGCGAUGCAGACGGCUCGCUGCGUGACCUUCUCGUGCCCCCUGAGGAACAUGUCUACUUCAGCCUCUCUCACCAUCAGAGCUCGUGUGUGGAACAGCACCAUGCUGGAGGAUUUCGCCAAUGCCUUUCGGGUGACUGUGAAAGGGAACGCCAUGCUGAGACUGGAGACAGACAAACCCACCAUCAAGAUGAAAGCUGAAACUCGAGAGUUUACGGUGAACAUUGAUCCCAUUCCAGGAGAAGAAACCCCAUAUAAUGUUCCAUUAUGGAUAUACAUCAUUGCAGGCGUAGCAGGAAUCCUCUUAUUAGGCAUCAUCAGCCUCAUCCUGUGGAAGUGUGGGUUCUUUAAAAGAGCUGUCUACUACAAGGUGAUGCCUAAGUACCAUGGAGUGAAAAUACGCAGGGAGGAGAGGUACAAGUUGAGCAGGGCUUUCCAGCCCGAGCACGAGCUCAACAAAAAACUCUGGGUCACCAACUGGACAGAAGUGCAAGAAUAUUACUACUGAACUUGGAAAGCGUCCGCUCGGCUGCUGGUUUAAAGGAAUGCCAUGGCUGAAAGUUACCCUAAAGGGACUAAAUGGAACAGACUCUGGGGUUUUGGCUUUUUUUUGGGGUCAACACUGAUGAACUACAUAAAGAACUGAGGACCUUUGGGAAUAAUGUUGUUCUUCUUGUUGUUGUAGUUGUCUGGUGCGAUAUUGUGUCACAGAUCAACAAGUGUUCUGCAUUCUCUUGGGCACAUGUACCUUUAACAUUUUUAUUGAUUUUUUUUUAUUGAACCAAUUGAAGAACAUUUCCCCAAAAAUAGCUUUUGUGUAUUAUUAUUAUUAUUAUUGAUAUUAGUUUGUUUUUUUUAUGUACUGUAUCACGGAUGAUGCUCACCCUCGGACUGACACUGUGAGAGACAUUUCCGCAGUCUGAGAUUUAACUAUGAAUUAUGAAUUAUUGUACAGAGUGCCAGUUUCGUAGCAAGUAUCUCCUUUUUCUUUUUGGCCCAAAAGACAUCAAAGACACAAUGACACUGCCUGGUAAGGAGGCACAGUGAAUUAUAGCACAGGGACGAGUAUAACACAUCACUGAAACUAUAUUUAUUUUUAUACAUGUAUGUACAUACAGUAUAUGACUAAUACGAGUCAAUACACUGGAAAAGACUCUAGAACGUUGCUUUUUUGUGUCUCUGUUAGCUCGUAGUGCACAGCGAGAGUUUAAUUCCAGUUCAAACUUGUUUUUCUUUUUUGUCGUUCCAUGAAAAAACCUCCAUCAGCUAAUUUGUGACACUGUCAUUAGUGCUGUAGCAAAUAGAAGAAAGUUGAGUAAAUCAUUACACUAGGUCCAAAUCCGGCCCACGUUUAAUAUUAUAUCCAGAAAUGAUGAUUCAGUAAUUCGUAUAAGGGGCAGAGAGUACUUGUGGUUUUUCUUUUUAUAAGUGCCAGAUAUUAAAAUGUUUUGUACAUAAAUAUAUUUGUUAUUGCCUUGUUAUUGC